AUGGCGGGGAAACACUGGGUACAACAUUUUGCAGCAAGAAAUACUUUGUCUCUCAGAGCUCCAGAAAAAUGCAGCUUAGGUCGCGCUAUCGGCUUUAAUAAAGUUCAGUGUCAGCGCUUAUUCGAGAAUUUUAAAAUAGUUUACGAAAAAUUAAAACGACCACCACACAGGAUCUUUAGUAUGGACGAGACGGGAUUAUCUACCGUACCAAACAAGCUCCCUAAUGUUUAUGCUUAUAAAGGGAAGAAAACUGUGUCAAAUGUUGUAUCAGGUGAACGAGGUCAGCUAGUUACGGCUGUAUGCUGCAUGAGCGCUGGUGGUACUUGGGUUCCGCCAGGUCUUAUUUUCUCAAGAAAAAGAAUGAAGGAGGAACUUUUUUUUGGAGCACCUCCUGGGACAUUAAAAAUGAUCUCAGAUUCAGAUUUUGUUCCAUCUGAGGUCACAGACAGCCCACAUCUAGAGCUGGCCCAAGAAACUCAAUCUGAAAUCGAAUCAUCUGUUGAAGAGAGUUCAUCUGAUGACGAUUGCACUCUUGCAGAAGUAAGAAAUACCAUAAUAAAAGAAAACUUAAAAUUAACCGAAGAAAAGCAAUCUACGAUUCCCGAACCACAAAGUUCAGACGUUACUAAAAGUACAGCUUACUUUAAAGCAGCUCCUAAGGAACUAAGUGAACCAGGAGUUAUAGGUGAAACUGCUGGUAUCAUCGGCAUAUACGGAAGGUUUACCUUCACUGAUAUGCUGAGAUUAACAGAAAUGCCCACGACUUACAAAAGAAAAUAUGGGGAGAGAGCUAAAUGGAGUGCCGAUUCUUUAAGAAAUGCAAUUGAAUGUGUACAAAAUCGUACAAUGGGUGUAAAUGAAGCCGCCAGACAAUUUGGAAUACCUAAAACAGCGCUAAAAGAUAGGAUUAAGAAGGGAGACGCAAUAAAACAACACAGGUUAAAAAAGUGUUUCUUCGUUAACAUCAAGUGAGAAGGGCAAAACGA
Molecule: messenger RNA, 986 nt
Organism: Acanthoscelides obtectus
Lineage: Eukaryota; Metazoa; Arthropoda; Insecta; Coleoptera; Chrysomelidae
Source: the annotation of a GenBank genome assembly